Rhagoletis pomonella (apple maggot) is the source of this 554-nucleotide messenger RNA. Its product is annotated as neurobeachin-like. Gene Ontology annotation, biological process: intracellular protein localization. Lineage: Eukaryota; Metazoa; Arthropoda; Insecta; Diptera; Tephritidae. The record is from RefSeq and is a predicted model, not a curated record. Gene Ontology annotation, cellular component: cytosol; membrane. Bases 6 to 554 code for a protein of 182 amino acids. The transcript has 4 exons. Gene Ontology annotation, molecular function: protein kinase binding.
CCUCCAUGACGACACCGUCGGCGGUGGCGGUGGCGACGAAUGCUAACAGCGCUAGCGGAAGUACUCCAGCUGGCACACACAACAACAACAACCAGUAUAAUGGUGGUGGUGCGGGUGCCAACGACAACAACAAAAUCAUCUCAGAUCCUUUGUGUCAUUUGCCGACCGGAAACACAUCCUUUGAACAAUUGCGCCGCAUUUCGUCUACUUCCGCUGCUGGUUUGGAGCUUUUGCGGGGAUACUCCAGUCAGACCGAAGAAAUUAAUCAGCUUAAAGCUUGGUACAUGAUUGCCAUAGUGUACAUAUAUAAUCGUUGGACGAAAAGCGAAAUAAAGUGCCUCGUUAAUGGACAAUUGGCGUCCAGUACCGAAAUGGCGUGGUUCGUUUCAACAAACGACCCAUUCGACAAAUGUUACAUUGGCGCAACGCCCGAACUGGAUGAGGAACGCGUCUUUUGCGGGCAAAUGUCGGCGAUAUACCUAUUCAGCGAAGCGUUGACAACGCAACAGAUAUGCGCGAUGCAUCGUCUGGGGCCGGGCUACAAGGUGAGUUAA